Molecule: messenger RNA, 2232 nt
Organism: Colossoma macropomum (tambaqui)
Lineage: Eukaryota; Metazoa; Chordata; Actinopteri; Characiformes; Serrasalmidae
Product: integrin alpha-M-like
Exons: 16
Coding region: 382-1863 (493 amino acids)
Biological process (GO): cell-matrix adhesion; integrin-mediated signaling pathway; cell adhesion mediated by integrin
Cellular component (GO): external side of plasma membrane; integrin complex
Molecular function (GO): integrin binding
Source: RefSeq, a predicted model, not a curated record
UGCCUAAACUUAUGUGUAAAUGUAAGUGCAGCUCAAGUGCAAAGGGAAUGGUUGAAUAAAAGUUGGCUUAAUGUCAGACUCAUAUCUGACAGUCUCUGACUUAUAUGACUGUGUCUGUUUGUGUGAUGACAGAGAAUCAGUGGUUCCUCAGUACAGACGGGUCUGCGGUUCUUCGGCCUGUCUCUGAGUGAGUCUGCCCUGGACCACAGUGGAGACCGUUUGACGGACAUCGCUGUUGGAUCCAAAGGAAGAGUCAUUCUCCUCAGGUCCAGACCCAUUGUGUCCUUGGUGACCAAAGUAACCUAUAGUCCAUCAAAAAUCCCCACCAGACCCACUGACUGUGUGAAUCCUCUGGAAAACACUCUACGCUUGUGCUUCACUAUGAGUGGAGUGAACACUCAGAUAAGAGGUUUGGCUGCAAAUAUUAACUACACUUUAAAACUUGAUGCGAAGCGACAGAACUCUCGGGCGUACUUUUCACCUAAAAACCGCCUUCUAACUGAUAAGAUGACUGUUCGCCUACAGGAGGUGUGCAACAACCACAAGUUCAAUAUAGAGGCCUGCGCAGAGGACGCUCUAAACCCGCUGUCCAACGAGUUAACAUUUACUUUUGAGGGCCUCCCUCUUAGUGGACAGGACAACUUAAAGCCUGUACUUCACCCUGACAUAAGACACACCUCAGACCACAAACUGGAUUUUGAAAUAGACUGUGGACCCGACAACAUCUGCAUCGACAACCUCAAAGUGGAUUUCAACUUCUCUGGACACUCAGACAUAAAAGUUGGAAUAAUGCAGGAUAUGAAUGUGACAGUCUUUGUGGAGAACAGAGGAGAAAACUCCUACAACAGUCACGUCAAGCUCACGUACCCCUUUGGACUUUCCUUCAGGAGAGUCACCAGCAGACAGGGCAGAGUGGAGUGCGUAUCUGUGGACAGUGAUCAGAAAGGUACACUUGGGACGACCACCUGCUACAUCAGUAAACCCAUCCUCAGGGAGAAUUCUUUGGCUGUGUUUGAGAUCACAUACAGCAUAAACAAAGAAAGUAACUUUGACAGGAUGGUGAGUUUCACUGCGACUGCUGACAGUGGCAAUGAUAAACAUGCAGCUGACAGCGAACUGUCUAAAAAUAAAACCAUCGGUGUGAAGUACGCCAUCUACGUCGCUCUAAUAAGGCACGAGAAUUCCAGCAUCCACAUUAACUUCACUGCAGGGAAGAACAACCUUGAGAAACCUGUCAAUCACAUAUUCAAGGUGGAGAAUGACCUGAGGGAUGUAAACCUCACGAUUCUCAUCAGAGUACCAAUAAAACUCGGAGAGAAGGACAUCUGGGCCAAUAAGAACUUGCAGAUUCCAGACUGUAGCAUGGACAGAGACGAGAAACCCACAAUCCCUGAUUUUGUGGAGGCACUAAAGAAACAUCAGUCGGUGAACUGCUCUGUGGCUGUGUGCAGACUGUUCAGGUGUAGUGCAAAUCUCAUGAAACGUGACCUGAAAUUCUACAAUAUCUCUGCUAAUGUCAGCUCUGGCUGGAUUGAACAGACCGGACUCCGAUCAGCAGUUUUUGAGCUGGUCAGUACAGCAACUCUGGAAUACGACAGAAAUAAAUACAUCUACUAUUCUUCAGACUCUUUGCACACGGCACCCGUUAGAGAGAUUAAUACCCAGGUGGAGGUGUAUGAGGAGAAGAACAUGCUUAAGGAGAUUAUUGGAGGAGUGAUAGGAGGGCUGCUGCUUUUGGCUCUCAUCACUGCUGGCCUCUACAAGGCCGGCUUCUUUAAGAGCCAGUAUAAGCAGAUGUUGGAGGACGCAGGAGCCGGGCCUGAGGGGGCCGGAGAGGGGGCGCAGGCGCCUGGAGGAGAAUAAACCCUGCGGAGUGACCGCUGUGAUUCUGAUACACAGUUACUCACCUAUAUUUGCCAGUUUAAAACUUUACUGUGUACCAUAAACUUCAUACUGAUCUUUAUACUGUGUGUCUGUAAAUCUCCAGUCUUAAACUGGUUUUCUGUAGAAAAUAUGUUCAACCCCUUAAAAUCCCAGCAUUAUUUCAUACCAAGGGCUAUUAUUCAGUAACUACUUGGACUGCAAUGCAAACUGGCUCACACUUAUUCUUAGGUUAUAGGAGUGUGUAGUAAAUCUUUGGUUCUGGCCAUUUAAGGGGUUAAUGUACACCAGUAAACGUUUGUGGAGGCCUAGUUUUCAAAAUGUUUGCAUUAAAUAUCAAUGUUUUCUGGU